Messenger RNA from Phyllostomus hastatus (greater spear-nosed bat), 2130 nucleotides. RefSeq names its product patr class I histocompatibility antigen, A-2 alpha chain-like. The transcript is spliced from 7 exons. NCBI's taxonomy places the organism in Eukaryota, Metazoa, Chordata, Mammalia, Chiroptera, Phyllostomidae. The record is from RefSeq and is a predicted model, not a curated record. The coding region runs from base 50 to 1087 and encodes 345 amino acids. Gene Ontology annotation, biological process: antigen processing and presentation of endogenous peptide antigen via MHC class I via ER pathway, TAP-independent; positive regulation of T cell mediated cytotoxicity; antigen processing and presentation of endogenous peptide antigen via MHC class Ib. Gene Ontology annotation, molecular function: peptide antigen binding; signaling receptor binding. Gene Ontology annotation, cellular component: external side of plasma membrane.
UCUGCGUCAUGGGGCCCGGACCCUUCCUUCUUUUCCUGCUGCUGCUGUCAUGGGGCCCGGAGCCCUCCUUCUCCUUCUCCUCCUGCUGCUGCUGUCCGGGACUCUGGCGCUGACCCAGAAAUGGACCCGCCCCCACACCCUGGGAUAUUUCUGCACCUCCACGUCCGGACCCGGCCGCGGGAAGAACCGGUACGUCGUCGUCAUCUACCUGGACGACACGGAGGUCUUGCGGUUCGACAGCGACCCCGAGAAGCAGAGGCUGGAGCCACGGGUGCAGUGGCUGGAGCAGCCGUGGAUGGAGCAGGAAGGCGCAAAAUUUUGGGAGGAGCAGACGCGGGAGAUGAAGCACAACGAACAGCGGAGCAGAGCGAACCUGAACAAGCUGCGCGCCCACUACAACCAGAGCGAGGACGUGUCUCACACCUUCCAGGAAAUGACCGGCUGCGUAGUGGGGUCCGAGGGUAACUUGCUCCGAGGGUUCAGUCAGUUCGCCUACGACGGCACCGAGUGCAUCACCCUGAACCAGGACAUGCGCUCCUGGACCACGGCCCCCCAGGUCACCUUGCGUGAGUUGGUGCUGGUCCCUGAUGUGGAUGUCAGGAGAUACUUCCUGCAGGACACGUGCGUGCGCCGGCUUCAGCUGCUCCUGGAGAAGGGGAAGGAGAAGCUGCUCCGAGCAGACCCUCCAAAGACACACGUGACCCACCACACCAUCUCUGACCAUGAGGUCACCUUGAAGUGCUGGGCCCUGGGCUUCUACCCUGCGGACAUCACCCUGACCUGGCAGCAUGACAGGAAGGACCUGACCCAGGACAUGGAGCUGGUGGAGACCAGGCCUGCAGGGGAUGGGACCUUCCAGAAGUGGGCAGCUGUGGUCGUGCCCCCUGGAGAGGAGCACAGAUACACAUGCCAUGUGCAGCACCCGGGGCUGCCUGAGCCCCUGACCCUGAGAUGGGACCCCCCUCCUCAGACCACCAUCACCAUUGUGGGCAUCACUGCUGCCCUGGGUCUCCUUGGAGCUGUGGUCACUGGAGCUGUGCUGUGGAGGAGGAAGUGCUCAGGCAGAGGCAGGGGGAGCUACACUUAGGCUGCCUCAUAUCAAAGAUGCUUUCCACGGAAGUUGGUGUAAAUCCAUCAUUGCAGCCUCCCCUUGAGACUUGAAGGAUCCCUGACUGCUGUUUCUGCAACCAGCAUCAGAAACUGUCUGCAUCCUUAUCAGCACCAGUGAGGAGUGGGUCACCAGGCCACCCUCCCCACAGGGACCUGUGUCCUCUCCCCUGGGGACUGUUGUGUCGUAGCCAAGUUGGGGUGAGGCCACCCCAUCCUGGUCAUUCCUCAUCUGGGUUAUCUGUGUUGCUAUUUUGUCCAAGGAGAACCUUGUCCCACCAGGACCUGGGAUCCCUGGGACUUCAGCAUCACCCGAGCCUUGUGUUAGCUCCAGGACUGUGCUCAGUGAGUGCCUCAUGGGGCCGCGUCAGCCUGGGCUCAGGCCUGGGUCUGUCCUGCAGCCCCCAUCUUUUGAGUACAUGUGGUUUCUUUGACUUUGUAGAUAUUGUUUGUACCUUUUCUAACUAUUUAAAAAUCAAGUUAUUUGGGUAUUUACAUUAAAUGAUAGGGAUGUAUCUUUUUAUUAAAUGUAUUGGGGUGCAUUGGUUAAGAGGAUCAUGUAGGUUUCAGGUGCACAUUUCUAUCAUACAGGAUCUGUACAUUGCACUGUGUGCCCACCACCCAGAGUCAAACCAUCUUCCCUCACCAGGUAUGAGACCCCUCCUCCCCCAACCCCCUCCCCUCUGGGAACCAGCACACUGCUGUCUGAGUUUCAGUUUUAUGUCCCACACGUGGGUGAAAUGCUAAUAGUUCUUAGCAUUUCUUUUUUGUUGUUGUUUUUCAGAUUGUAUUUAUUUAUUUUUAGAGAGCAGGGAAGCCAGGGAGAAAGAGAAGGAGAGAAACAUGGAUGUGCAAGAUAAACAUCAAGAUAGGUUGCCUCAGGCAUGCUGCCAAUCGGGACGAGGCCCGAAACCCAGGCCUGUGCCCUCACCAGGAACUGAACUGGAGCCUUUUCAGUUUGUGGGACAAUACCCAUCCCACUUAGCUCUACCAGUCACCUUCCAUUAAAAACAAACAAACAAA